Dermochelys coriacea (leatherback sea turtle) is the source of this 2487-nucleotide messenger RNA. It is a transcript of the gene ZBP1, whose product is annotated as Z-DNA binding protein 1. Gene Ontology annotation, biological process: positive regulation of type I interferon-mediated signaling pathway. The coding region runs from base 151 to 1470 and encodes 439 amino acids. NCBI's taxonomy places the organism in Eukaryota, Metazoa, Chordata, Testudines, Dermochelyidae. Gene Ontology annotation, molecular function: double-stranded RNA adenosine deaminase activity; RNA binding; DNA binding. The record is from RefSeq and is a predicted model, not a curated record. The transcript is spliced from 8 exons.
CCUUUGUCAGAAACCCAGCCCCAAGUUACGCUUUUCUUUUAGUUCUGACUGGAUAUUUGGUGCUUGCUGAUACAUGCUCAUACAUUGGAGUCAGUCGUUUUCCGGAAAGUUCUGUAAUUGACUCUCAAUCUGUAAUUGACUCUCGGAUAAAUGGCAAACGCACCAUCUAGUGCAGCUUCACAAGUGAAGCAACUCAUCUGGGACUACUUAAGGACAGCUGCCACUCCAAAGACAGCCUCUGAGAUUGCCUGCGCAUGUUCACUUAAAAAACAGGAAGCCAACAAAGUGCUGUACAAGCUGCAGAAGGAGGGAAAGGUUGAGAAGCAGUGUGACGGUAACAAAUGGGUUGUCCGUGCAGAUGACACAGAGGUGGAAUGUCAUCAGAAAACCGCCGAGUUGAAAAGCGAUGACACUGCCCUAGUCCCAUUGCACCAGCCUGUGAACUCUGUGACUCCUGUGAAAGAUGAUCGCAGACUGUCAGAAAAUCAGGAAAAGAUUUACCAGUUUCUGUUAGAAAAUGGAUCUUGCCGUGCGUUAGCCAUUGCCAAACAUAUGGGAAAGAAGACACAAAAGGAAGUCAAUGCGGAUUUAUACGCGCUGCAGAAAAAACAUGUCCUCAGCCAGGAGGAAGACACGAAGCUUUGGUCGGUUUACGGACAGGGCACAGGUUACAAAGCAACAAAUGCUGGAGCAAAUAAGGAAGCAGCGCCAGUUAUUAUUCAGCAUAAUCCAACAAACAUUAUAUAUCAGGGAGGAGUGCAAAACACCAUCUCUAUAGCUGAUUCCAGAGCUACUCAAAUUGGAAACUACAACUCACUGAAUCUAGUGGAUAAAAAAGAUGAUUCUAGACCAACUGUUCCAAGUCUUAGGGCUGCAUCAGAGAAUGCUGAUAUGUUGCACUGUAAAGUAGAAGCUAAAACAACCACCCAGGGUGGUCAGGAAAUUGAUGUCACUGAGUCCACACUCAAGAAUACUGUCAUUGGUAAUGAUAAUCAAAUGAAUAUCAUUAUGAAGAACUUCACCGACAGUCGAGAGGAGCAUCUGGACCAAUAUGGCACUCCAGAAAAGAAUCCAUUUGGUGACAUUCUUUCUGCCAGCCCUGGACCGUCACUGAAAAUUAACACCUCCUGCCCCGGGGAAAGGAAAGCUCCAUUUCAAACAGUCAGCAUCAACAAGUCUCAGAUAGAGAACGUCAUGAUUGGAAACAACAACCAAAUGAGUGUUCAUGAGCAGUGUGGUUUUGCCUGCCUCGCAGAUGAGAAGACAAAUGAGGAAGACGAUGUUUCAGAUUCCAACUUGAUUUCGGCGCAAAGCAAAUGGACAUCCUGUGAUGAUAACAGCAUGGAUCAGUCAAAUGACAUUUCCAUCCUUUGUGAAAAGCUGCAAGAUGUAAUCAUUGGGAACAACAACUACAUGAAUGUAGAAGAAACUGCAGAUACUGAGAGGGGUGAAGGAGAUGAAGACAUAUAAUAGAUAUGUGGGGAAAGCGAAGAUCUUGCUUAUGAGGCCCUUGCAGAAAUUCACAAAUGUGAGCAGGAAGAGGUAAAGAAACUUGCUAAUUCUAAUUAUUUUUGCCAUGGAGAAGGAAGAUAUUUUCUGUGAUUUACAGACAAUAAAUGGAACAGGACACACUGUUCUCUGCCUACUCAAAAUGCUGAAAAGCAAACAGGAUCCCUAUAUUUUUCUUUAGGGAGUUCUUCUGCAAGAGAAAAAAAAGUACCAGGAAGUGAAUCAAUUUUAUGCUCCCUGUGAACUUUCAGAGCCCUAGCACCAUUGUAAACCUUGAAUCCACCCAGGACCUGGAAAUCUUGUGCUGUGGCAAGUGACAAAUUUCAAAUGCAGCUGCUAUAAAACUCAGUCACUUACAACUAAUUUGCACCAUCAUUCUGCUGGUAGGCUCCAAGGCAAGCUGCUAUCUGGAGGUGAUAGCCCAGCAUGAGCUAUGACUCAAUUUGGUGGAGAGAGCUUUCAAAUUCUGCCUCUUUGGAGAAGGAGAUGAGCUAAUGGGUGAGGUGCAGGGGUGAGAAGGAAGAAUGCAAAGCAUAGUGUUCUUGUCAGUUUAAGAUUCUGAACCUCUUCUGGGACCCAGCCCGAAGUGGGAAUCAAGGUUGUGGAGCCAAAGCUGAGCCACUCCACAGAGACUACUCCAUCCUAGUAGACAAUUGUACUUGGGACAGUGGAUACUGGGAUAUCCUACCUCAGAGCUGGGAAAGGGGAGGCCUGUUCAAACCAGCUAUCCAGACACAUUUAGGGGGUCCUGUGUUUACCACAAGAACAGCUGAGCUAAGCCUGGUUACCAAAAGUUAACAGGUGUCUGUUACUAACAGAGUUCAGUGUUUCCAGCUCUCAUUAAGUAGUCAUAAGUCUUGCAACUAAAACCUCUCCAACGCAUCAUCAAGGAUCUACAACCUAUCCUGAAGGACGACUCAUCACUCUCACAGAUCUUGGGAGACAGGCCAGUCCUUGCUUACAGACAGCCCCCCAACC